CUCAUAUUUCAUGACGUCAACAUUAUGCGCCACUCAUUCAAGUUUUGCUGUGUAAUCUGAGUAAACGAACGAGGUUGCGUUGUUGCUCAGGCAAAACUUUACUUUAAAAUUGUUACAGUAUGGAAUAUUUGAUCGGAAUUCAGGGACAAGACUUUGUCCUAGUUGCUGCUGAUAAUGUUGCAGCCAACAGCAUCGUUAAGAUGAAACAGGGUAUGACAUUGCUCGUUUGCAGUUAGUUAGCCAGCUAGCUAACGUUAUUUAGAACUCAUUUGUAAAAUGUUUAAAAUCAGCAAAAUGUCGUAAAUAUUUGUUUCAUACAUUUUUUGUUUUGAGUCAUAUGCUAAAAAAUGUAUUAGGAUUGUUGUUACCUAGCUAGCUAAGCAUACUAGUUUACAUGUUAUGAGUUAACAGUAGUUUAGCAAGCUAGUUAGCUAGUAAGCCUCCUCCCUGGCCAAUGAGUCGAGAUCAGAAAAGCGGACACUAGCUACCUAACUGAUGUGGCUUCCAGUUAUCACCAAAGUUUGUUUGAUAACAAUUGUGUUGGACUAGUUAGUAAGCUUGCUAACUUGCAUGUCCACAAACACCAAACAGUGAUUUGCAGAUUCGCGCUAGCUACCUAAAAAGGCUAGCCAGUGUGCCUGCCAGCCAUCUAGCUAACUCGCUUCAUUCAAUUGUGAAAGUGAAAGUCAGCGAGGAGUGCACGCACAACAGCAGGCCCAGAUUACUAUCAAAAUGACUUUCAAUAUUUUCCGCUAAGUAAAAAAAUCUGAAAGAGUAGAACUAUUUGUAAUCAAACUAACUUCAAGAAUGUAUUAUUUUGCUUUAGUAUUUCCAUACAUCAUGUUGAACAUGUCACUGGAGUGUAUGUGAUUAAAUAACGAACACCUUGUCUGUCGACCUCAGACCAAGACAAGAUGUUCAAGCUGAGCGAUAAGAUUCUGUUGCUAUGUGUGGGAGAGGCAGGAGACACAGUACAGUUUGCGGAGUAUAUUCAGAAGAAUAUUCAGCUGUACAAAAUGAGGAAUGGUAAGUGCCACCCAUUUCUUGUUUCUCUGGUGUCAAAAUAAAGAUGGCCUAGUACUACUUGUGCCACCACCACUGACAUGUGGAUUCAAUACUCGUUACGAAUAUUGAAUGAACAUUUAAUUUAUUAAUGUUUUCCCCCCGGUUAUGUGCUACCCAAUGGUGACUUCUGAUAGGGCAUUCCUUUCAUUUUGACUCUGUCUUUCAGGUUAUGAACUCAGUCCAACAGCUGCAGCCAACUUCACACGCAAGAACCUUGCAGACUACCUUCGAAGCAGGGUAAUUAUUUAAUGUGGACCAAUGCUUUUUUUAUUUCCAAUGUAGCCCAGCCUACCAUACUACGAUACUCCUAAAUUGCUCUGUGCUAUUGCCACUUAGCCUAUGUCUAGGCAGGGCAAACACGUUUUGGUGAUUUCUGGUAUGUCAUCAAAAUAAAUAAAUCACAGCACAUUUUUGAACUCAUUCAGCAGUUUUUCCUGAAUAAGUACAAUACCGUUGGAAGUUAAUGUUGAAAGUUCAAUUUAUACUUAUCAAAAAUAUAAACGCAACAUGCAAUCAUUUCAACGAUUUAAUUGAGUUGAGGUUCAUAUAAUGAAAUCAGUCAAUUUAAGUAAAUACAUUUAAUCAAAUCAAAUUUUAUUUGUCACAUGCGCCGAAUACAACAGGUGAAACUUACAGUGAAAUGCUUACUUACAAGCCCUUAACCAACAAUGCAGUUUUAAGAAAGAAUACCAAAAAAAACACACACAAAAAUACAAUAUAAAAUAAUACGAAAUGAAAGUAACAAAUAAUUAAAGAGCAGCAGUAAAAAUAACAAUAGCGAGGCUAUAUACUGGGGGUACCAGUACCGAGUCAAUGUGCGGGGGCAACGGUUAGUCGAGGUAAUUGAGGUGUAGCCCAGCCUACAGGUCCUAAUCUAUGGAUUUCACAUAACUGGGCAGGGGCGCAGCCAUGGGUGGGCCUGGGAGGGCAUAAUCCCACCCCUUCGGAGCCAGGCCCAACCACUGGGGGCAGGUGUACGUACUGCCAAAUAAUCUAAAACGACGUUGGAUGCAGUUUAUGGUAGAUAAAUGAACAUCUCUGGCAACAGCUCUGGGGGACAUUCGUGCAGUCAGCAUGCCAAUUGCAUGCUCCCUCAACUUGUGACAUCUGUGGCAUUGUGUUGUGUGACAAAACUGCACAUUUGAAUGGCCUUUUAUUGUCCCCAGCACAAGGUGCACCUGGGUAAUGAUCAUGCUGUUUAAUCAGCUCCUUGAUAUGCCACACCUGUCAGGUGGAUGGAUUAUCUUGGCAAAGGAGAAAUGCUCACUAACAGGGAUGUAAACAAAUUGUGCUCAAAAUUUGAGAGAAAUAAGCUUUUUGUGCAUAUGGAACAUUUCUGGGACCUUUUAUUUUAGCUAAUGGAACAUGGGACCAACACUUAACAUGUUGCCUUCAGUAUAUAUUCCUAAAAUUUAAAUUGAAAAUGAUGAUACUUCCUGUUGACAUGAGAUAUUGAUAAAUAGCCCAAUGUCAAAACACAGUUUUAAAGUGUCCAAGUCAAUAUCCAAUAUACAGAAACAGUUUGUGAUAUAUUGAAAACAUAAUCAUAAAAUGUACUAUCUACACAUACAUGUGCAACAAUAGUGAUCAUAUUACUUGUCUUUUUUUUAAUGAACACCUUAUAAACUGCACACGCACCAAAAACCAUGUUAUUUUGUCAAGUGGCAAUAAAUCACUGAUCAAUUGGGGGGGGAAACCACAUGGAAACUGGAUAUAGUUUUACAUAACUGGUUAGAGGAAAACCUGCAUAGCACAGUCGGCUACAUUUUGGAAUGUUGCAUUUUAAUAAGGGGGUCACCAAAACAGAAAGAAAAACACAACACUGUGUUGUCAAUCAUGCCUAUCGAUUAUCACGUUGAAAUCAAUUGCGCAAGAGGGGGAAGAAGAGGUUGCACGUCCUGUUAAAACUAACACCGCUCAAAAACCACACAGAAUCUGGGAAUAAUGUGUAUAUCGCUGGUUAGAGGGCCAUUUGUAGAUGACAGCUAGCUACAUUUUGAAGUGUUGCAUUUUGAUUCAAGUAGGUCGCCAAUGCGGAAAGUGAAAGGCAACACUUUUUUUGUUAAUUACUUCCAUCGAUAUCACGCUGAAAUCAGGGGGCAAACAUUUGCGGUGUAGCGCUCUUUAAACUAACACUAUUCAAAGGCUACAGAAACAGAACCAAAAAAGUAAUAAUUUUGUUUCAAAUUAAAGUUCUGACCACCCAAAAAAAGUACUGGUUUGUAUCGUUCCUUUUUUAACCUGGGAAAUCAAGUUUUUUUUUACAUUUAGCUCAUUAAAUUACAAUCAGUGCGGAUAGUUAAGGCAAGCUAGUUGUUUACAUGGGUGAUAGACAUACAAGUGUAGCAAAUGGCUCAAGAUGCAACUGAACUUUUGUGGGUGGGGAGGGAGCGAGAGUGGGUAGAGGAGGCGGCUUGAAGCGCUGGGCAUCUUGUUAUGACAUGUAUUAUAUGAAUUAGGUCCACAGAAUUAUACCUAGGAGGAGCGGCUUCUAUGGAGGAACUUUGAAUGUCCUUUGAGCUAGCUAGCUAACAAGCUUGUGUGUGCAGAGAGGCACCAGAAUUAAAAACACGUCUUCUUUUUAUAUGUCGUUAAUGAAUCCAACGUGAUAAGUAGGCCUAUAGUAUCCUUAAUUAGCAUUGAAAAGUUAAUCCACUCUUCUCUAGCUAUAGUGUCAAAAAAGUAGGCCAUUGCCACUUUAAGAAUAAUGCAUUUUUAGGCCUUGCUAAUGCAUUGAUAGUCAAAUUAUUACUACAUUCUAAAAUAUGUGAUCUAUAUACAAAAAAAACAGUCCGACAGCUAGAUCCAGGAUUCUUACAGGGUUCAAGUUCAAUGUCUAAUUUAACUGAUUAAUACUUAAUAUAUGAUAUAUAUGAUAUAACUACAACUUACACUGCCAUAAAUGUAAGGACAGAAAAGUAAUGUUUUAUGUCACACGAUUUUGGACAAAUCUUUUAAGACACCAACCAUGAGAAAGGGUUAAACAGGUGAAUUUUAUUAAAUAUACCUAUGUUCCCCCCUUAUAGCUUAAUGUAAUGACAUGAAAAAAAUUGGCAGAUAAUAUCAAUGACUUAUCAACAUCUAUAACAAGUUGUCCAGCGUAAGAAAUCCUCACUGGUACCCUAGUUUAUAGAAAGACCUAUAGACACUUUGUUGUGGCACUAUAAAAAAAUGCCUGGAACAUAAAAUAACGUUAUUAACUGGCUCCCAUGCUUUUAAAAUAACGGUUCUGUUCCGGAACAGUAUGGAUCACUUUCGUUCCGUUUCUGUUCCUUGAAGAAUGUUGUUAUUUUCCUGUUUUCGGUUCUGAUCCCUGAACCGCUUCCAGCCCCUGGUUUUAAGCGCUUGAUCAUGUGUCAUCGUGUUGACUAUAAACGUUUAUACUAACAUCACCAAUCUCAGGUUUUAAAAAAAAAGGAUGUGUAAUUACCCCCAAUUCGAUGUGGUCAAAACGUCAGCUUGUGUAAUGUAGUAACACAUACUGUCCACAUGAAAAGUAGCGUAAUAUACAAUAAUUAGAUAUGACAAAAUAAUCUUAAUUUAGGAUAGUGAAUGAAGCAAACGCACAGAUUUGUUCAAUAAUCACAUAGCUAUAUUUCUCACUAGUUUAACCAUUUUAAAGAUUUAAAAAAUGCUCGUAAGCACAAUUUAACCAGGAACUCUAGACUAGAGCGUCCAUAGGGUCUGUGCAGCAGGCUGAAUGUUUGACGUCCCUACUAUGUCACAUAUUCAGGUAGGAAUUCAGUCUAACGGACCUGCGACACUUAACUUUUGCAGCGCGUGAAACAUUCCCAUUGUUUUCGAAGAAAACUGGGCACAAGCAUGCUUGCCUCUUCCAGUGAAGCAGCUAUAAAACCUACUGCUGUCAUGACGCGCUAGUGAACCACAUGUUACACUCAUUUUGUCUCUGUUGUGUACCUCUACUAUAUCAGUUUGAGAUGUGGGCAGCGAGUUUAUUUUGACUGAUCCAGAGACAUUUGUCUAGGUUGUGAAUUGGCCUAAGUGUCACUCCAGUCUCAAGGGCACACAACACCUGCGGCAGAAAUGUAAUAAUGCAACCCACCGGGUCCCUGUCCUACCACUCCCUGGAGUGAAGCAUUGAACGUGUGUGUUUGUGUGUGUGCGAGAAGGAAAGUGUGGGAAGAACACGGGUGUCAAGUCUCCUCGUAUCCAUCCCUCUAAAUCUCAUCUGGUUGCGGCGAGGUUAAUAUGUUAGGAAGAGUGCAGCCGCUGCCUGUCACAAUAGCAGAAGGAUGAAAAUAAUUACAAAAAACAAUUAGUGGGGCUGAGGAGGGAAUGUGGGACACAAGGAGGGGGGAGCCGAGGGAGUGGGAGGCUAGAAAGGGGGCAGUCCCAAGGGCUUUGAACUAGACCCAGAAGUCAACAUGGCACAGAAGGGCGUGUGCAAGCGGGAGUCGGUGUUACAGUUUGGCUGAUGCUGGUUCAAUAUGUGCUUUAGAUAUUGGAUAACAUUACAACAUAUUUCGAAAUUCAUGCCUGCCCAAAGGCAGUAAUAUCAUUAUUUUGUACCCUGUGGUACAAAUAUAUCCUUGUUUAUGUAUAUUGAAUUUCCAUACGCGGUUCUCGCAGGGCUUCCAAAAGUAUUGAGAAUUUUGUAUUUAAAGCAGUUUCUUCUCGACAUCCCACACCUUCCUUUAGCUGUGCUCUCCAAUUCACACCCACCCCAGAGUAUAUGGACGUGCACAUAUGUUAUAUAAACAUGUUUUCCACUCCUUCCGGAGCAUUUAUGAAUGUUGUUUCUCUCUCGUCCACCUGAGUGGAGGGUCGCUAAGCUGUUAAGUGAAGAGGAUGUCUCUUGUGGUUUGAAACCUCAGGGGAUGAGUGGUGGUGAUAGAGCUUGGCAUUGGGGGGGGGAUCAUGCACUGUGUACCUACCAGGAAUCCAGAAUAACAACUGGGCCUCUCGAUAACCCCAGGUGUGAGCACCAAGCUUCAGAGAUGGUAUGAGAGAAGGGAAGUCAGAAGUCAACUGCAUUAUGUAUUUCAAAAACUCUAUUCUUAAAAUAGACAGCACAGCCACUGUUCUCGUUUAAAAUGGUGAUGGACUUUACAGGCUUUCUCAGUCAUAUGUAGCCUGUUGGGUUGUAUCCAAAAGAACAACUAAGCCCUCUUCAUUAUUUAAAGAUUUAGCAAAAAGACCACGGCAACAGUUUGUCUGGUGCUAGUGUUGCAUAUGGGGUUUUCUUUUUUAGUACAGCACGGUCACAAAUAAUUACUAGUGCCAUAUUGCACAUGACUCCCCUGUUCCAGCACAGAUGAACAAUUAAUACAGCAGAUUGAGGGGAAAUGCCAAUAAAGAGAACAUGUCCUGGGGCACGGUGCAAAGAGGAGGAGGGAAGGAAAGAGGGAGCGAGCGCUGGCACGUGGAAGAGGAGAUGGAGAAUGAGCGGGGCUGAUUUACUACGGUUCACUUCUUUCAUCACCAGACCCAACCAUACAUCCUUCCUUUUUAGUUGAAUGCCUAAUACAGUUGGACACCCCAUCUCUGGUGUGUGUGUGUGAUGAGGUUCUUUUGAAGACGUAUGUGUUUGUGACUUGGCGUGAGUUCAGGUGCUGGAUUUAACAAGCCUGCUGGCUGGAGGCUGGUGCCCUCUGAGGUGACAUGUGGAGGAAGGGUUAUUUUGAUGCCAGCUCCAGCACUGUAUUGUUACGUUGUAACCUGUGAGACAGGUGUCGCUCGGGUGAGUGGGGGUGACGCCACUGGGGUGUUCCGGGGCACACCAAUGGGUUCAGGCAUGGCCUGGCAAGACACACACAGGGAGCAUGGUAAGUCAGCCCUUCUUUCCACUCUUGCAAGGGUCUCACACACACACAUACACAAAUUGAUACUAGGGGCAGGUGUUCAGAUUACAGUAGGUUACUGCAGCUCAGGUGGUGUCACAUUAGACAUCCACUGUGUCUCUCUCCCUCUCUCUAGGACUGGGUUCAUAUGCAAAGCUUAGCUGCUGAAUUGUAGCAUUCGUUUCGUAGCAUCAGUGUGUUUAACUCAUUUUAACUGGAAACUCUACAAUUGUCAAACGUCAAUCCAGGGCGCGACGCCAUGACUGCUUUCUGAAACUUCAAUUUGUCCUGAUAGAGGGAUUAUAACAAGGAGGGAGGCUAGUGAAAGGGGAGUAUUGCGAACGCGGAGAAGAGAUUGAAACGGAGUGGCUAGAAGGGUAAAAAGUAAUUUAAGGGAAAGGGAAGGAGAGAGGGAGACAACUUCAGAAGUUUUUAAUGAGCCCUGGCGUUACUCCAGGGCAUAGGGUGAAGGCGGGAGUAGGGGGGGAGAGGAGGGAGGCGAUGGAGGGAGCAGCGGGGGUCCGUUUCCCAGCAGAUGUCACACUGCCAGUGACACCACCACCCCCCCUCCUCAGUCCUCUCCGACACCCCUCCCACCUAACCCAGGUCGCGGCAGUUUCACACCCCUUCCCGUACUCUUGUACGGCUGCUGCUGUUGUUUUAUCUCCCAAAAUCAAAGCUAUUAAUAGCAGCGAUGUUUGAACAAGCUGAAGUGCCGCUUCAGUGUCUGUGGCACCCAGCUUGUGCAUUGAUAGUUUAGUGUGCUGACCAUAGAGAGAAAUCAUUAGAGAAAGUGUAUUAUGAAAUAAUUUAGUCUCUAUGGUACUGACUAUUGGUCGCUGUCGUAGCACCAACCUUGGAGGGUAAUAACAGAGGAAGAGAAAACGGCACAUUGUUGUUCGGAUGUGGACAAAUAAUUGUAUUGUGUGUAUUAUAAUUUUGUGUUUAUCGUCCAUCACAUCCCCAUCGUGAGAAAAUUGUCAUAACACGAUAAUAUCAAGAUAUCGCGAUAAUAUGGUUAUAGUAUCGCAAUAAUAAUCACAAUUGUUUUCCAUAUCUUCACUGACCCAUGCCUCUUCUCUUCUCUCACCAGACUCCCUACCAUGUGAACCUGUUGCUGGCUGGGUUUGAUGAGACAGACGGCCCAGGGCUCUACUACAUGGACCACCUGUCUGCUCUUGCCAAAGCCCCCUUCGCUGCCCAUGGCUACGGAGCCUACCUCACCCUGUCCAUCCUCGACCGCUACUACAGACCAGGUGGGAUCUCUAUCUCUUUCUCCAUCCACAUCUUUUACUGUUCCUCUAUUUUAUUGCCCUCUUUAUAUCUCCUUUUUGUCCUCUUUCUGCCUCCGUCUCUCACUAUCUUCUGUUCUAAUCCUCUUGUCUGUUUCCCCUAUUUUCUCUCUCUGUAUUCUUCACUCUCUCAACACUGUAACUUAAUAUUAAAUGAUUGAAGAGUUAUUGUAUUUAAGUUAAACUUCAUCCGAACGUGAAGCUAACCAUAUUUCUCUCUCUUCCUGUCUCCCUCUAUCUCUCUAAUCACUUUCAUGCUUCAGAUCUGACUCGUGAUGAAGCUAUGGACCUGCUGAAGAAGUGCAUUGAGGAGGUGAGCUCGGUUCUUUUAUCUGAAUAAUAAUGGCAGUGUGCUUCAUCACCACCUUCUCAUUAGUUUGUUUCAAGUCAUCACAUUUGGAAAUGUUGCUGUGAUGCUCAUUGUAGUUGGAUAAUCACACUCAGCAGUCGGGUGCAUGUUACUUUAAUUUGUCAAAUUGAGAUGUCUUUAUAUUAGAAAAAUGACAUUUUGUGUAAUUUUGAGAGAACUGUUCAAUGAACAGAAAAUAUCAGCCAUAACAUGCAAAUAGCUUUUUCUCCUAUAUUCCAGUGCCGCCACUUGCAUUGGUGUGAUAUGACUCAUGACCUAACUAACUCCCCUCCCUCUCUCUCUUUCUCCUCCAGCUGAACAAGCGCUUCAUCCUCAACCUGCCCUCCUUUAGCGUCCGUUUGAUUGACAAGGACGGCAUCCAUGACCUGGAGAAGCUUACCCCUGUGGGCGCCAAGUGACCGCUCACUGCUUACCCCUAAUGCCCACAUUUUUGUACCGUAGACCUUGCUCUUUAUGUUCCAAUAAAACGUGACGCGCUGUUGAGAUAUCUUUGUCCUCGUGGUGCUUUCCUCAGUGUCCCCUAUAAAGAGAACAGCCUUCUGGCUGUGUACACUGUAAUCUGUGUGCGCGCCUCUGUGUUUUAUGUGUCCUGUACGUGCAUAGUCGACCAUGAGAAAGUGAAAAGCCAUAUGAUCAGAAAUGAAUAAUGAUUAUAACAUGGAAUUUAAAUAAUAUAUUUAUAAUAAUGAUGGACCUUUCAUCUAAUAAAUGUAUCUAAAUUAAAUGUGGGUAUUUUCAUGAGAC
Messenger RNA from Coregonus sp. 'balchen', 9272 nucleotides. The record is from the annotation of a GenBank genome assembly. NCBI's taxonomy places the organism in Eukaryota, Metazoa, Chordata, Actinopteri, Salmoniformes, Salmonidae.